Emericellopsis atlantica is the source of this 3353-nucleotide messenger RNA. Its product is annotated as AMP-binding enzyme. The record is from RefSeq and is a predicted model, not a curated record. Lineage: Eukaryota; Fungi; Ascomycota; Sordariomycetes; Hypocreales; Bionectriaceae. The transcript is spliced from 7 exons. Bases 177 to 3227 code for a protein of 1016 amino acids.
GGUCAUGUUCAGAUCGCACAGAGGUAUCACAGCCUCAGCGUAACACGUCCUUUGCUUUGCUUUGCUCUUCUGCAUUCACUUCUCGACGGCGCCUGCUUAGACGUCCCCAGGGCUGGACCCCAUUCAUCUUCCCCGGCUUCAUACCCCAUAAGCCUUCACCAUCUCCCUCAGACACAAUGGCACCCCUUCACCAAACGUCGCGGCCCGCCUCGGACAGCGUGUUCCCCCAGAUGUUUGGUCCCGAGAGCCAUCCUCGCUUCAGUACCAUCACAGAUGCCUUCAAGCACCAGGUACUCACCAACCCAGACUCCCUCGCCGCAGUGAGCAUCUCGUCCGCACACAAGACUGAGGAGAUCACGUACCGGGCCCUCUCGAACCGCGCGGCGCGCCUGGCUGUCGAGAUGCGACGUCUUGGUGUACGUCCCGGCGACCGCGUACCCUUGGUGGUCAAGCGCGGCAUCCACAUGCUGGUAGGCAUCAUGGCCGUGCUCUCCUGCGGCGCGCAGUAUGCGCCCCUUGACGGCGGCGUCGUGCCAGACUCUACGCUGCGCUUCGUGGUGGAGCAGAACUGCGGCGGGCGUGGCGUCGUGCUGGCCAUGGGCGUGACGAAACAUCGCCUGGGCGAGUUUCCUGGGCUCAGCGUUAUUUGUAUCGAUGAGCUGUCUGAGCGUAGUGGCGAUGAGAGUCGCUCAGAUUAUCUCGUGCUGGAGAACUUUGCAGAGCCCGACAGCGGGUGCUACAUUAUUUACACUUCAGGCACUACGGGCACACCAAAGGGGGUGGAUGUCACACACAAAAAUGUCACCAAUUUGAUCUGCCAAUCACCAGGUGAUUUGGGAAUCACGACUGGGACAAAAGUUGGUCAGACCCUCAAUAUCAGCUUUGAUAUGGCUGCCUGGGAAAUCCUGGGCACGCUAUGCAACGGAGGAACACUGAUUCUCAGGGGCUCAGAUUGGAAUGCGUGUAUAAGAGAGAUUGAGGUGCUCAUCUGCACGCCGACCAUUCUCGCCAAAUAUGAACCCCAGGACUAUCCCAAGAUCAGAACCGUCGCCACAGCCGGAGAGCCAACCUCCCAACGAUUGGCCGACAAAUGGGCCGCAAACAAGACGUACUACAACUGUUGCGGUCCCACUGAGACCACAAUUGUCAACACUAUGCACAAGCACGUCAGUGGCGGGCCAUUGACUAUUGGAAAACCAACCCCCGGCAACAAUGUCUACAUUCUCAAUGAAAACCACGAGCUUGUUCCUGAUGGCGAGCCUGGGGUGAUGUGGGCCGGUGGUCUGGGAGUGUCCAGGGGUUAUCUCGGGCUUCCUGAGAAGACUGCAGAGCGAUACGUCCCGGAUCCAUUCUUGAAUACGAGAUCGAAAACAUACAACACAGGCGACCUCGGGAGAUGGCUGGCCGAUGGAUCUAUCGAAAUCCUUUGUCGAGUUGAUGACCAGGUGAAGGUAAAGGGCUUCCGGGUUGAGCUCGACGGAGUCACCGCUUCGGUCAACUCUUGCAGUGUUGUCGACAGAGGCGUCGUGCUUUUCUGGGGCGGCGAGAUCCAUGCAUUCAUCACCCCAGCCAACGCCGACGUCGACGCUGUCAAGACUCACCUGCAGACGCGCCAGCCAUACUACGCCGUGCCUUCGCAUUUCCAUCUUCUCAAUGAACUUCCCGUGACCUCCAACGGCAAGAUCGACAAGAAGCUGCUCAAGGAGUCCGCCUCCGGCACACAGGCGCUGGUCGUCGAGAAGCCCAGCUCAACUGCGGAUGUGACAAAUCCGCCCAGCCUCGAAAAGCAACUAUCCGGGACCACCGAGACAACGUUGUACGACUGGUCGAAAUCAAGCUCCAUCUCGAACUCGAGCUCGAGCUUUGUGGACGAGAAGGCCGGGGUCGUCGACCUGGAGGCUGCUGUGCCCGACAAGAAGCAGAGGAAGGCCGUUCGUGGCAUCCGCCAUCGCGUGCUGAUCGUCUACCGACAACUUUUCACUCUCAUGGCUCUUCUCAACAUGGCCACCGUCGUCAUAGUGGCCUUUACGGGCUUCCAGCGCGAAGCUGUGGGCACCGUCACUGCCGUCAACCUCACCAUUGCCGUUCUCAUGAGACAGGAAUUCGUCAUCAACGCCAUUUACACGACAACGUGCAGCAUUCCCAAGUCAUGGCCUCUCUGGAUCCGUACGCGGGCCGCUCGCGUCUUCCAUCUCGGUGGCGUCCAUUCAGGGGCUGGCGUCAGUGCAGCGCUUUGGAUGUUCGCCAACACGGCCGGCGACACAGCGUGCAUGGCGUUGGGUACUUGCAAUGGACACUGGGGGAGACUCUCACUUGCCGCCAAGAUUAUCGCUUGGAUCAUCGCCGCUCUCUUUGUUGCCAUGCUGGCCAUGGCGUACCCGACGGUCCGCAAGGCGCAUCACAACAAAUUCGAAAUCUUCCACCGGUUCGUGGGCUGGACUCUUCUCGGUCUCUUCUGGGCACAAGUUGUGCUCACCGCCAACGACACAAAAGCUGCUGAUAUUCCCCUUGGAACGGCUGCGGUCAGGACACCCUCUCUGUGGCUCCUGGUUGUUGCCACGCUCAGCGUCGCCUCGUCUUGGUUCUGGCUCAAAAAGGUUCCCGUCAAGGCUGAGCCCCUGUCCAAGCACGCGGUCCGUUUGCAUUUUGACUACACGGUUCCGGUCAAUGGCUCGUUCACGCGACUGUCUCACAAACCACUCCUCGAGUGGCACUCGUUCGCCACCAUCCCUGCCCCUGAGGCUGUGGACGGCAACCCCAAAGGCUACUCGCUUGUCGUCUCCAACGCCGGUGACUGGACGCGCGCCAUGGUCGAAAACCCCAGCCCCAAGAUCUGGGUGCGAGGCGUGCCGACGUGUGGUGUCAUGCGCAUCGCGACCCUCUUCAACCGGGUUGUCAUCGUCGCCACCGGUUCUGGUAUUGGUCCCCAGCUCGGACAUAUCCUCAACCCAUCGUGCCCGACCAAGCUGCUCUGGUCCACCAAAGAUCCCGAGAACACGUUUGGCAAGCCCAUGUGCGACCUGCUCAAGUCCAAGUGCCCGGACGCCGUCAUCUGGGACACCGGCACCCAAGGCCGCCCGGAUCUCGUCAAGAUGUCGUACAACCUCGCCAAGGACUUUGACGCGGAGGCUGUCAUCAUCAUCGCCAACGAGAAGAUCACCAAAAAGGUUGUCUACGGCCUGGAGACGCGUGGCGUGUCUGCCUAUGGGGCGAUUUGGGAUAGUUAGGCGCAGACGGGGGUGGCGUUUCGGUAUUUUUUUUUGUUCUUGGUAAAGGAGCUCUUGGAAGGAAGCGAGUUAUCUGUUUUCAUUGUUUUGUUUUUAGCCCAGGCUUUUGCCUUUCAUAUAAUUGCC